This is a messenger RNA of Protomyces lactucae-debilis, 354 nucleotides long. RefSeq lists its product as uncharacterized. Bases 1 to 354 code for a protein of 117 amino acids. The record is from RefSeq and is a predicted model, not a curated record. Lineage: Eukaryota; Fungi; Ascomycota; Taphrinomycetes; Taphrinales; Protomycetaceae. The transcript is spliced from 2 exons.
AUGAGCAACGAACAGACUCCGCUGCAGAUGGAGGAUGAGAUCCUCGCGCGCUCAGAGGGCCUGCAUCCCGGUGGCCUCAGCAGAUCUACCCCGACAAACAGCGCAAACAAUGGCAAACUCGAGGGCAAUAUAGCAGGAGCACCAGCAAGUGUUGGUUCACAUCCGCAGCACAACCCGGCAGUCUUGUCGCAUACACAACAAGCGCGUUCCAUCACUUCUGAUAAACCACACGUCUCCCUUGGUGAUAAGAUCAAGGGCCAGGCAAAAGUCAUUGCAGGUGCGAUGAAGCAUGAUGUCAAUCUCGCACAAGAAGGUGAAGAUUUGAAGGCCGGAGACAAAGAUCGCUUGCAUUAA